Messenger RNA from Sceloporus undulatus (fence lizard), 5728 nucleotides. It is a transcript of the gene GZF1, whose product is annotated as GDNF inducible zinc finger protein 1. The record is from RefSeq and is a predicted model, not a curated record. Lineage: Eukaryota; Metazoa; Chordata; Lepidosauria; Squamata; Phrynosomatidae. Gene Ontology annotation, molecular function: protein binding. The transcript has 6 exons. Bases 159 to 2279 code for a protein of 706 amino acids.
GAGCGCAGGGAGGAGGAGGAGGAGGAGGAGGCGGCGGCGCGGCCGUCGACGGAUGUCUCUGAGCGAGGCGGCGGGCCUUCCGCCCCGAUGCUGUUGUCCUCCUCCUUCCUGGAGCCAGGAGGAGAAGGAAGGGCUUCCCGUUUUUAGAAAGGAAGAAGAUGGAAAGUAAUGCUGUUCUUCUGGAAUCUAAAUCCUCACCACUAAACCUCCUGAAUGAAAUGCACCAGCUACGUCUCCUUGGACACCUUUGUGAUGUGACUGUGAGUGUGGAAUACCAAGGUGUCAGGGCAGAGUUUGUCGCUCACAAAGCUGUGUUGGCAGCGACAAGCAAGUUUUUUAAAGAGGUGUUUCUUAAUGAGAAAGGCAUGGAUGGACCAAGGACAAAUGUAUUAUUGAAUGAAGUCCAAGUAGCUGACUUUGCAUCUUUUCUUGAGUUUGUGUAUACUGCCAGAGUGGAAGUAGAAGAGGAUCGGGUACAGCGCAUGCUGGAUAUAGCUGAAAAGUUAAAGUGCUUAGAUUUGUCAGAAACCUGCUUUCAACAAAAAAAGCAGAUGCUUGAAUCGGUGUUGUUGGAGUUACAAAAUUUUUCUGAAUCUCAGGAAGCUGAAGAGGACAAUAGUGCCCAGCCAAGCAGUUUGCCUAAUGCAAUUGGUGACACACAAAAUGACAACGUAAACUAUUUCUCAAAUUCUUCACUUGAAAGGCCCAGGGAUGGGGAGCAUCUUGAGGCUCCCACUGUUAAAUUAAAGGAGAAGUUAGACAAAAAAAAAGAAGCGCUGAAAAUACCCUGUGCCAAAAUCAGGAGGGCCAGUGGAAGACUGGCUGGAAGGAAAGUAUUUGUGGAAAUACCCAAAAAAAAGUACACAAGGCGCCUGAGAGAGCAACAGAAGUAUGCUGACGCUGUUGCUGAAGAGAGCAGGCUCUCCAUAGACCACGACAUGUGUGAAGAAGGUGGAAAGGAGGAGGAGAAGGAGAAAGAGCAAGUGGCAAACAGCAUGAAGCCUGAACACAAAGAGUGUGAGGGCACCAGCGAAUUGGGAAAUGUGAAUAAGCUGGAGGAGGACAAAAAGAACCGUGGUGGCAAUUUUACAUGCAGCACCUGUGAAAGAGAAUUCCUAUACGAGAAGAGCUUUUUAAAACAUAUAAAGCACAGCCACGGAAUUGCAGCUGAAAUUAUUUACUGUUGCGAAACAUGCGGCCAGACUUUUGCCAACCGGUGCAACCUCAAAAGCCACCAGCGACACGUCCACAGCAGCGAGCGCCACUUCCCAUGUGAGCUCUGUGGUAAGAAGUUCAAGAGGAAGAAGGACGUCAAGAGGCACAUUCUGCAGGUUCAUGAGGGUGGUAGGGAGCGUCAUCACUGCCUACAAUGUGGAAAGGGUUUGAGCUCCAAAACGGCCUUGAGGCUUCAUGAAAGGACACAUACAGGCGACAAGCCUUAUGGGUGCACAGAGUGUGAGGCUAAAUUUUCUCAGCCUUCGGCACUUAAAACACACAUGAGAAUCCACACGGGUGAGAAACCUUUUGUUUGCACUGAUUGUGGAGCAAGAUUCACACAGAAUCACAUGCUUAUUUAUCAUAAAAGAUGUCACACAGGGGAACGGCCAUUCAUGUGUGAAACGUGUGGGAAGAGCUUUGCCUCUAAGGAGUAUUUGAAACACCAUAAUAGAAUCCAUACGGGGUCCAAGCCAUUUAAAUGUGAAGUUUGCUUCCGAACAUUUGCACAGAGGAAUUCAUUGUAUCAGCACCUAAAAGUUCAUACAGGUGAACGUCCUUACUGUUGUGAUCAGUGUGGUAAGCAGUUCACACAGCUCAAUGCGCUGCAGCGCCAUCAUCGGAUUCACACAGGGGAGAAACCAUUUAUGUGCAACGCUUGUGGUCGGACAUUUACUGACAAAUCUACUCUUCGACGGCAUACCUCAAUUCAUGAUAAAAACACACCGUGGAAGUCUUUUCUUGUAGUUGUUGAAGGAGCCUCGAAAAAUGAUGAGGAUUCCAAGAGAGAGCUUGAUGAAGAAAAUGGUAUGACUCAUUCCAAGAUAUCAGAGAAGUUGCUGUCUUUCUCUGAAAAUGGGCACUAUCAGACUCUGACUGCUGUCCAAGAAAACCUGACUGCUUUGCAUGAAAAUGGGCCCCCUUCCAUAACCAACUGCAAGUUGGCAGGCACAACAGUGUCCCAAGAAACCCCCACUGCCGCAACUUUGCAUGAUCUCACAGUGUUACACACCCAGACAGACUCACUUCAGCCACCUCUUCAUACUUUGGUGAAUAUGGAGUAGCAGCAAUAUCUAAGGGGGAAAAAAUUCAUCCUAGGAUAAUCAGUUUAAUAUUGUAUAUGCUGGCACCACCAGUGGACUGCAAAAGAAUAACAAAGGCUCAUGGUGGGUGCUUGUCAGUGUCCUAUAUUUCCACCAAACCAGUAUUUCUGGAAUUGUCUCUUAACUGAAAAAUUCAGCCAUCCUGUCACUAAAGAGGAACCUACUCAUUUCCUUACCUGUCUCACUUUGAAGCAGGUUGCUGAUUAUAUGGUCAGUGGAAGCUGCAUUUCUGUUUUAAUCCGUAUGUUUCCAUUUCCUUGUUACAAUAAAUCUAUUUGGCUAUAGUUUUUCAGCAGUCCCUGUUGAAAGGAGUGUAAUUUUGUUUUUCUUUUAUCACAUAAUCAAAUUUUGAUUCCACAGUGUAUGCCAAUACAUACAAUACAUACCUUUGGCUCUCCAAAUGUUUUGGGCCUGUGUCUUUCAAAAACCCUAAAGGCUUGUCGAGUUGUUGUCUAAAACAUCUAAAGGACCAUUGGGGUCCACCUCUCCUCUAGGAUAAAUGCUUAGUGAAGGAUUAAUGUAGCCUUUUUUGUUUUUAUUCUUAAAAAGUAAAAUGCGGAAAAAGGAAUACUAUUAAGCAAGUAAUGUUUUACUAGUACUGCUCCUCUAUAAACAGUAAACUUAUUCUGAACUGUUUGAAAAGCUACGGGUUGAGUCCUUGUCUGCCAACAGAAAGAUAUCUAUUAGUGGCAUACAUUCUCCCACUUACCCACCCAUUCCCCCACUAUCAGCCAACAUCUGCUAUAGACAAUUAGGAGAGCAUCUAGGGCAGAUUAUGUGUUGUGGAGACAUAAGAGAUUCUGAAAGAGAUGGGGAAAGGAAAAUUUCCUUACAUGAAUGGAAAUCUUCUCAUGUGACAAUGGAUUUCCUUCCUGGGUUUGUAAAAAACAAAAAAAAAACUAUUCCACUCCUUCAGUCUGCAGUGUGUCAGACGGUACUAAGCAGUUUGAAGUGGAUCUCAGAUAACUUUUUACAGAAUAUUGUUUAGACUCUGUUAAUGAAUUUUACUCUUGUGGCUGAGCCUCCCCUCCUCCACCAGUGGCAUUCUGAAAACUAUCUCUGCUCUGUUUUCUCCUUCCCUGUCCUUCUUUUUCUGUUCCCAUACUGUCUUCUUAGGGAUCUCAUCAGCCUGUACUACAAACUCCCCAUAGCCAAAAGCUGAUUUACAUCCUUUGUCAUAAGAGUAUCCUCAUCUGCAUACAUUCCUUGCACAGAAAGCAUAUUCACACGUAACUGCACUUGUAAAGUGUCCUUCAUUCCCCAAAGGCAUCAGCUUUCCCCCAAACAUCUGAUCCCAGGGCCCUAUAUUUAUUGGUAUUGUGUAUUUGCCAUGGGAUUAUGCAUUCUAUUACUUUUCUUUGCUGGCAUUAUGCUUCUAAAACAGACAGCUACUAAAUAUUUAAUAUGGUUGUUUAAAUCAGAGACAUCUUGCUGUUUGUAAUUGUAGGUCUCUUCCCCUCCAUCGACUCAUUCUACUCUUUAGUGGUUUCUUCAUUAACAUUUUGCCUUAGCUUGAUAAAAUAGUAUUUUAGUUUUGACAACAGCUUGAUUUUUUCCGCUAAAUAUUCUUGUUAUUUGGUAUUUACUAAUGUUUAUACCAAAGGCUACACAAUCUCUUGUAGAAUUCAAGUUACAACCAGACUGACAUUCAAAUAAUUGUUAGCAGCCAUUUGAAAAGUAGACUGACUUAGAUCACCAACUUAGAUUUCUAGAGGUUUUACAGAAUAUGUGUAUGAAAAGUUACUUCAGUGAAGCUUUAGUGCUGAUAACUGGGAAAGGAAACAUUAUUGCAACUUCCAAAAGCAAUAGAAAUAUGAGUCUUUUAAAACAGGAUGCUUCCUCCAUCAAGAGGAAUAUGGAAAUGAAGGCUUAUUUUGCUUUUGCUUCAGAUUUAUUGAUAUUGUGCCUUUUUAUUUUUAAAUUCAGGGGAAAAAAAGAAAUGCCAUAUCCAAAGCUUAUUUCAGUCUUGACAUUCCAUUGAUUUCCUACAAGACUUGAACUUGCUAUUUAAUGCUGGGAAUAAUCCUAAUGUAUUAUAUCAUCCACACCUACAAGGGUUCUGGCACCACUCAAAAAGGGAAGUAUGGCUUGUAAGAGCUUAAUGGGAUCUGAUUUGAACUCUUUUUUGUCCAGUAGAAAAAUCUGUUGAAGCGCAGUGUGUUUAACUUUGACAUUAUUGUUAUAGGGAAAGUUUUAUAAAUGGCACAAGCAUACUGCUUGAAAAAAACUCCUUUCUGCUUUUUUGCCAUAGUAAGGAGCUGAGCGUUGGUUUCCCUGUUGUCUGGUGCUUUCGCUGAGUUUUAUCCAGUGAUGUCCAUCCAUCAGUUUCUUCUGUAGCCCUCAACACACUCCUCAUGUAUAUGCCAGAAAGUUAGAGGAUUAUCUGGAACAGAUUAGGGGGAGCAGCAAAGGGAUAUUGGUUAUCUCCCCCUCUUUUUUGUAUUAUACUCUCACACUUACUGAGUACAACAGAGCCUCUUAACAGGUGAGCCUCUUCCCUUGCUCUGACUUGGCAUCUAUUAUUUGUCCUGUCACAGCAUGUGAAAGCUUUCAGGGGGAGCAAGAAAGAAUGACAAAUAGGAUUGUUACUUUGGGGGGAAAUUACAAAAGCAAUCCCAGUAUAUUAAUAGCAAGUCAUUUAUUUGAGACACAGGUGUUAAUAAACACCUGUGUUUCAAAUAAAUGACUUGCUGUUAAUAUACUGGGAUUAAUAUACGUGGUGUCUUUAUGGCACAUGGUGUUUUUCAUCAGUUACCUUUCAAAGUUGUAUUAUUCAUGAAGAGCAUGCCCUUGAUAUUUGUUGUACGUUCUGGAAACAGUAUUAAUUAGCCUGAUUUAGCUUACUCUAAAAUGGAUUGAGACAAUGUGACCAUCCAGGUGUGAUGGGCUGAUGGGCGUUGCAAUCAAGCAAUCUCGGGAAGCUCACAUAGCCCUCAAUCCUGUUCUAAAGCUUCUGUCCCUUUCAUGCAUAGCAUCAAUAAUGAUUGUAGGGAUGAGGCAGAGAGCUAGGUCAAUUGUAAAGAACAACACCACCACAACUCAAGAUAAAACUGCUGAUAUUUUAUCUGCUGAAAAGCAGAGCAAUAAAAGAUCAACAAAUUUAUUUCUUUAUAUAAACCCAUUACUAAGAGCUUAUUAUCUUCUAUUUUUCAUUUAUUUAAUCCACUAAAAGGGAUCUUUUUAGAGAGUAUACCAAGAGGUUAUAUUUACAUAUUUAUUUUGUAAGCCACAUGCUCCUUUUUGACUAUUGAACUUUAAUGACCAAUUGCAAAUAAUUUGUAGUAAAUAUUUAAAUCCUUAUGUUAGUUCCUCUAUGUAGGGAUUUUUAUUUUAUACUGUAUCAACAUGUGAAAGUGGGUUAACUUGUAUGAAUUGAUAAGACCUAUUAAAACAAAAUGAAAUAGUAUGAA